Molecule: messenger RNA, 1448 nt
Organism: Podarcis raffonei (Aeolian wall lizard)
Lineage: Eukaryota; Metazoa; Chordata; Lepidosauria; Squamata; Lacertidae
Exons: 3
Coding region: 1-639 (212 amino acids)
Source: RefSeq, a predicted model, not a curated record
AUGAAGUUCUCAGAUACCACACCGAGCUGCCGCGACCGGGCUCCGCGCAACAAAAGGAGAAAAGGCGCAAGGAGGGGAGGCGAGAGGGGGGAGACACCGAGGCAACCUCGAAGGGGGGGGGAGAAAGAGGGGUUCGCCUGGGAAGGGCGGCUUCCCAAAGGAGCAGAGACGUGCGGGGAGGAGCAGGAGAAAAGUUCGAGCCGGGCGCGCACGCUGCACUCACCCCAUGGAGGCUCCCCUCUGCCCGGCUGGCUGGCUGGCUGGCUGGCUGGCGGGCGCGCGCACCGGCUGGGAGAGCAGAACCGGCCCAAGAAACAAAAGUUGCCUUUUUGCCCCCACCUCGAGAAACAACGGAGAGCGGCUCCGCGACGUUGCAAGCGCCACGACGGGGCGGGCGGAGGAGGAGGGAUUACAUCACCACGCGCCCACGUGAACGCUGCAAAUGAAGGCGCCGCCGCCGCCGCUUAUGUUGUUGCUGCUGCCGCUGCCCAGCCUCGAGGGAUCGACUCGCGGCGCCGGCUCUGGGGCAAGAACCCAACAUUCUGGAGGAUGGGUUCCAUAAAAACGGGAUUAGACGAGGAAUUCUCAGCAUUGCAACUGAUCGCACUGGACAAUCCCUUAAAAAAAAAUGACGCCUAGUGCCUAAAAUGCCUUGUCUGAAGGCAGCCCUCCAUGCCAUCAAGGCUAUAAAUCUAACAGCUAAGGAACCCAUUUGAAUGCCAGGUACUGUAUACACAUUUAAUUAAGCUCGAUUACACUAACAAUUCACUUCACUGAUCAGGCUGUAUCCUGGAGCAUAUACCAGAGGAAACCCUUGCACUAAACUUUUCAUUGUGAUCCAAAUUGAAUAUUUCUGCAAAAGUCUGUGUGAUUCUUUUUUUGGGGGGGGGGUGUUCAGUAUUUUGUGGUGCUUGAGAAUCAGAUGACAUGCAUUCGACAACUGCUUUUAUCAUGUAAAAUCUUUCUCUUCCCCAUUCCUUUGUCUUUCAUAUCUUUUUUUGUCUCUUUCCACCACCAGCUUUUGAGUCUGUACUUCAUUGCCCACAUUCCCCCCGUAGCUAUUUCCAGAGCCACCCCACACUGCUUAUCUCUUUAGUUAGGCAGAAGGCAUUAAUCAAUUAAUCGGUGUGAUUAAUUAGGUAACAACAGAUUAAAAUGGCUUCCCUUUGUCUCCCUUUGGCAAUUCCUUUGGUGCCAACCAAUGUUUUUUCUUUUGCUCUCUUUUUCCCCUACAUGCAGAGCAGUGCUUUUUGGGUGCUUCCAGAUAACCUGCUUAUUGAGCGUUCAGCCUGAUUUGUUGGUGGGGAGGUUAGAUGAUGUUGUGUCAAAACAAGCACACUUUCCAAUGCAUUUCCCCACUCACUUUCCUUACCGGAAAAAGCCUGAUCUUUGGGGAAGGUGGGUUUGCUGUGCAAGAUCUCCCAAUCAACUUUAAUUGAACAGCCUGC